GACAUUUUUUGACAUUUAUUUCCACCGUCGUCAUACUGAUUGUCAAAUAAUUUUCGUUAAUUUCUCUUAUACUAUGUUCUAAAGUUAAAUGACGUCGAAAUUAGAACAAGUUCUACAAAUCCGACCGCCUGAUGAGCUGCACUUUAAAGGCUAUUUCAGCGAUUCUAUUACAGUUAUUAUGACCUUGAUCAAUCCUUCAGCUAAAAGGAUUAUGUACAAAAUCAAAACAACGGCUCCGAAAAAAUACUGCGUUCGACCUAAUUGUGGUAUUUUAAAUCCGAACGAGAUCAGCGAAAUAUCCAUAUCAUUGCAACCAUGUAUGUACGAACCGACCGAGCGGGGUAAGCAUAAAUUUCUGGUUCAAAGCGCAUUUGCUCCACCAGGAGAGGUUAAUAUGGAAAACAUUUGGAAGGACAUCAUACCGGAACAUUUGAUGGAGUCGAAGUUGAAAUGCACAUUUGAUAUAGACUCUAAAGAAGAGUACCAAUCGGGAGAACCAUACGAUUUCGUACCGGAUACUGCUUCUACGCCUGUUGCAGCAUCCAGUCAGAAAGUCACACACGAAAUAUUAACCAAUAUACAAAGAGAAGAAGAUUCUAUUUUGAAGAUGGAGAAUCAGAAGUUGCGGGAUCAGAUCAUGAAGCUUGAAAUGGAGAAACAAGCUUCGCUCUCUCCGCUUUGUAUAAAAGACGGUAUAGCGCAGAUUUCUUUUAACUGGAUGCACUUUUGUAUAUCGGUGGUUGUAGGGAUUGUAGGUAUCAUUUUUGGGAAAUAUUGGCUUUAAAAACUAUUUUAUAUCAGUGAGUUAAAUUUAUAAAUAAAACUUAAAACUAUC
Diorhabda carinulata is the source of this 835-nucleotide messenger RNA. RefSeq names its product vesicle-associated membrane protein-associated protein A-like. Bases 89 to 784 code for a protein of 231 amino acids. Gene Ontology annotation, cellular component: plasma membrane; endoplasmic reticulum membrane. NCBI's taxonomy places the organism in Eukaryota, Metazoa, Arthropoda, Insecta, Coleoptera, Chrysomelidae. Gene Ontology annotation, molecular function: FFAT motif binding. The transcript has a single exon. The record is from RefSeq and is a predicted model, not a curated record. Gene Ontology annotation, biological process: endoplasmic reticulum membrane organization.